Molecule: messenger RNA, 1029 nt
Organism: Rotaria sp. Silwood2
Lineage: Eukaryota; Metazoa; Rotifera; Eurotatoria; Philodinida; Philodinidae
Source: the annotation of a GenBank genome assembly
AUGAACGAAUCAACACAUACAAACGUAACAAACGUUACCAUGGAUGAAAUUGGUGACCUUACUGAUAAAAUCAUAAUUAUUCUUGGUAUUAAUUUAUAUAUAUUAGGUUUAAUUGGGAAUGUAUUAAAUAUUUGUGUUUUUACAAUAUGGUCGCGUUCAGGAAAAAGAGCCAAUAGAAAUAUUCUUAUUAAUCGAACAAAUAAUAGUCCUCUGUAUUUACUAACAUCAUCUUGUGCCAAUUUAAUUCAAAUUCUCUGUCCACUUUUGAUUAAUAUUAUAUUCGAUGGUUUCCAAUAUCCAAAAACAACAGACAAUGUACUUUUAAUAUGUAAAUUAUACUAUUAUGUAUUACAUACAAGUGAUCUUAUAUCAUUAACAUGUGUUUGUUUAGCUACAUUGGAUCGAUAUGUAAUAUCAUCACGAGAAGUUCGUUUACGAAGAUUAAGUACAAAAAGACAUACAACAAAAAAAAUAAUUCUAUCAAUCAUUUGUUUAUUUGCAUUACAUAGUAUUCCAAUUAUAAUUUAUUAUGAAGUUUCACAAGGUGGUUAUUGUAGAAUUUCUUCAAGAAUAUAUUUAUAUUAUUAUUUAGGUGUUUUUCAAAUAUUUUUUCAUGGAAUUUUUUCAAUCUGUUUUCUUUCAAUAUUCGCUCGAUUAAUAUAUAAACAAUUAAAAAUGACUCAACAAAUAAAUUAUCGACGAAAUUUAAAUAGUGAUAAACAAUUAUCACGAAUGAUUUUAUUAUUAUGUAUAACUAUAUUAAUCGCAUCAAUUCCCUAUUCUAUGGAAAAUAUUUAUUCAGCUUUUUUUAUUGAUUUUACUCAAAAAUUAUCAUCGUAUGCUCGUGUUUUUAAUUAUACAUCAAUUAUUUUAUUUUUUACAGAUGAAGUAUUAAGUUUCUAUGUUUUUUUUCUUUCAACACCAAAUUUUCGUCAAGAAGUUAAAAAUAUAAUUCGAUGUAAAAAUUGUGAUCAUCAUUUAGAAAAUAAUCAAGUUUAUCCAACAAACUAUAGAGUCAAUAUUCACUAA